AUGUGUAUGCCGACGCCAACUAAUGUUUCUGGGUUCGCUUAUUCGUGGGGCUUUACUAGCUCUGCGGAUCUCACAAAGGGCGAAGUCGAAACACCAAGCAGUAUGAGUUAUACUUUAGGGAAUACAGUGUCUCCAGAAACAACACUUACUGUUAUGUCCCAUAAGACACCUCAAGUUCAAGAAAAAGUUGGUACAGUUGUUGCAUCAAAUGCUGGAGCUCAACUCACUAGAGUUCUCACAACAGGAACUCCAGGGUCCGGGCGAAGAACAGCAAUGUUUGUACUGAAUGAACCAACACAAACACUAAAUAGGGUUUCUCAGCAAAACCAGACAGCUACUAUCCACAGCGACUGUGCAACUUUAGCAUCCAAACCAUUUUUAACACCAAUUGGACCUAUACAAUUAACUGCAGAAGAAUGCAAUGAAAUCCUAAUGAAAAGAGCCCUACAAGCUCAAGGUAUAGCAACACCUGUAAUAGACACCUCGCAGCUUAGUCAAACUUUAUUGAAUAAUGGUAUAAAAACACUAUCAGAAGUGACAGCACAGCAGACUCAACAAGAAACUAUACAGACAUCUGUUCAUCAGCAAAUCCAGCUGUUACAUACAAAACAAGAACCUGGAACAAAUAAUUCACCAAAAACCGAGAUAAUGAACAACACAAUGCAGAUGCAAACUCCAACUCAGCCAGUUAAAGAGCGACCAUACUCCUGUGAUGAAUGUGGGAAGUCAUUUCUUCUGAAACAUCAUCUUACUACACAUGCAAGAGUUCAUACAGGUGAACGACCACAUAUUUGUGGGCACUGUGGUAAGGCAUUCGCCAGGAAGCACUGUCUCAACACUCACUUAUUACUGCACUCAGCAGAUCGACCUUACAGGUGCCAUGAAUGUAAAAUGGCCUUCACUCUUAAACAUCAUCUUGUUACUCACUCCAGGGUACAUAGUCGUGACCGUCCAUUCCUAUGUGGUGAGUGUGGACGCCGGUUUCCCUUAAAGCGACAUCUAGUGACGCAUAGCAAGUACCACGCCGGUGAAAGGCCGUACGUCUGCAAUGACUGUGGAGAGAGCUUUGCCCAGAAGGAACACCUGGUAAUGCAUAGUCGUUUCCACGGCUCGUUGUCGCCAUUCGUAUGCGGGGAGUGCGGAGCGGCAUUUGCAAGAAAAUUUCAGCUUGUUAAUCACGGCAGAAUGCAUGGUAAAGUGCCCCAUGCUUGUCCGGUCUGUGGCAAGGAGUUCCUGCAGAAGAGGACACUUGUAGCACAUUUGAAAAUACACACCGGAGAGGAUGCAGUAGCUUGUUUCGAAUGUGGGGAAGCAUUCAAAACAAAACCAGAACUGCAACAGCAUUGCAAAAUGGCAAGGCACUGCCUCUCUACAACAGCUCAACAACAACAAGUGCAACAACAACAAGUUCAACAACAGCAACAAGUUCAACAACAACAGCAAGUUCAACAACAGCAACAGGUUCAACAACAGCAGCAAGUCCAGCAGCAGCAACAAGUUCAGCAACAGCAAGCACAACAACAAGCCCAACAGCAAGCUCAACAACAGGCACAACAACAAGCACAACAGCAAGCGCAGCAACAACAGCAGCAGCAACAUCAGCAAACAGUCAUAAAACAAGAUGAUUUUAAGCCUCAAAUAGUACAAGUGAUUGGAGCUGAUGGACAAAUACUAACUGAAAAGGCACCUGGAUAUGCCUGUCCUGAGUGUGGUUCAUGUUUCAAUAAUAAGGAAGCGCUGUCUCUACAUGUCCGUUUGCAUGCGGGCGAUCGCACGUGUGUCACCGACUUAUGUGCGCUAACUGCUGCCUUACAACCCGGAUUAGUUCCACACAAUCAACCAAUACAAAUAAUUUCGUCAAAUCACCCCAGUAAUGUUGUUCACACGCAAGUUAUAGCUACGAAUCACCAUAUAACACCUCCACGACCGAAAGUACAUUUUUGUGUUGACUGUGGAAAGGGCUUUGCUGCGAAACAUGGACUGUUGGCGCAUCAUAGGAGGCAUCCAGAAGGUAGUUGCACAUUACGGUCCCACGCUUGUGAAACUUGCGGAAAAGCUUUCUUCCAAAAGAACCACUUGAUGCUACAUCAGCGACAGCAUAUGGAUCUGCCGCCUAGGAAUACCCAAGUACAAGCGCAACAGGUGACACAAGUGUCGCAACAAGCGCAGCAGCAAGCAGCGCAACAGGCGGCACAACAAGUUGCCCAACAAGUCCAGCAACAAGUCGCGCAACAUGUACAGCAUCAGACAAUGGAAUUGGACGAGCAACCCGCGCAUAUACAAGUGGGGCCUCUGUUUCAGGUAACAAAUAGAUCGGGCCAAGUGAUUGGUAAUCAGAUACUGGUGGGCACUGUGGGAGGUCGGAGACUGCUGCCUUCACAGUUACAUAUUGUAUCAAGAGACGGAAAGCCCAUACAUCAUAUCACGCCCAAGAGGGAAGGAAAUGACGUCAAAGAACUUGGAAGCUUAGUUGUAACAGCUGAUAGAGGCACCGGUCUCGUUAAAUACGAAAUUGCACUACCGCAGUCAAACUCAGUGAUGCAAGUACAGCAAAUAGACUGA
Messenger RNA from Pieris macdunnoughi, 2562 nucleotides. The record is from the annotation of a GenBank genome assembly. NCBI's taxonomy places the organism in Eukaryota, Metazoa, Arthropoda, Insecta, Lepidoptera, Pieridae.